Messenger RNA from Rhizophagus irregularis DAOM 181602=DAOM 197198, 369 nucleotides. The record is from RefSeq and is a predicted model, not a curated record. Lineage: Eukaryota; Fungi; Glomeromycota; Glomeromycetes; Glomerales; Glomeraceae.
AUGAGAAUUAGCCAAGAAAAUUCUAGACUUUCUGGGAUACAUGUUUUUGGAUUAGAUAUUGAAAUAUUACAUCAAGUUAAUCAACUUGAUGAUGAUGAUGAAUAUCAAAGCAAUCCUGAUGGAAUUAUGGUUGAUGAACAAGAAAUUGGUAAUGGUGUUUAUCGAUCUAUUAGAAAUCUUCUUCAAAUAUUUAUUCCUAUUUGGAAUGAAUCAAAUCCUCCAAUUCUUCAACCAGGAGAUACAAUUAAUUUGAAACUUGGUGAAGAUGAUAAAGAAAAAUAUGAAACAUUAGCUAAAGUUGGAAAUCUAUUUAAGUAUCAGCUCCAAGAUCUUCAAAAAAAUGGAAUUUCUGUUGAUGGUAUGCAUUAG